AUGUUGCAGCAAAGCACUGAAGUUAUCAGGGACAGAUUGCUUGUAGAUUGCAUUUCAAUACCAUCAACUCCCAGUCUAAAAGCUGAAGUGUCGCACCAAAAUGGUGUAUGUUUUCGUGCAAAAUCGGAUACCAAUGAACUACAAGCUUCUCACCCCUCAAUCAGCCUUGCUUUCCCAAAUGGAGACAGCAACCGCAAUUUUGCGAACCGAACUGAUUUAAGAAGGGGCCCCAAUCAAAGUCCCGUUCAGGAUUGCUCAUCGUUAAUGCGUGGCCAUGAUGCUGAGAUUGGAGAGUUGAAAUAG
This is a messenger RNA of Prunus armeniaca (apricot), 303 nucleotides long. Lineage: Eukaryota; Viridiplantae; Streptophyta; Magnoliopsida; Rosales; Rosaceae. The record is from the annotation of a GenBank genome assembly.